AUGGCUUGUAGGAGCAACCGCUCUCUCGUUAGCUCCUACGUCACUGGACUGGCAGCCUGUGGAAGUGCGAUUGAGAAGGUUUCUAUUCAGCUACAAGAGCGCAAGCCGUGGUUGGAGCCGAAUACCCCGCAGGUACUGGUUCACUUGCUGGACCUGGCGGCUCAGCUCGACCAAUUGUUUGCUAGUGAUACUCUUCUGGCCGACAGGCGCUGGCGAAUCGUCAAGGAUCGGUUUCGCCGACUGUCAAUGGCAAGGGAAGACACACGUACUGCUGAUGCCUCGGGCUGGGAUGCUGCUUUCUCAGGCCUUCCCCCGGUGAUCUCUACGCCUGCAGUGUUGCCUUUGCUCGGUGCAAUGGAUGGUUUACCGGAAGUACCUGAGAAUAGCUUGUUAUGGAGCCCCUAA
Aspergillus oryzae RIB40 is the source of this 405-nucleotide messenger RNA. RefSeq lists its product as uncharacterized. The transcript has a single exon. Lineage: Eukaryota; Fungi; Ascomycota; Eurotiomycetes; Eurotiales; Aspergillaceae. The record is from RefSeq and is a predicted model, not a curated record. The coding region runs from base 1 to 405 and encodes 134 amino acids.